This is a messenger RNA of Drosophila arizonae, 924 nucleotides long. RefSeq lists its product as uncharacterized. The record is from RefSeq and is a predicted model, not a curated record. Lineage: Eukaryota; Metazoa; Arthropoda; Insecta; Diptera; Drosophilidae.
CAUAUAAGUCAAUACUUUCGGCAUACAUAAGCUCGGACUCCUGUUUUGAAAUAAAAUUAUAAUCUUAUAAUUCACUGAAUUCCAGUUCAAGAGUCGUGUGAAAAUAAUUAGAUUUAAAAUGUUUCGAAAUCUUUGCAUGCUCCGCAAAAGCAUCCUAAUGUCUAGAAUUAUUUAUUCGACUUAUAAUUACCCAAUUAGAGCCAAUUUGAUCACCUACUCAAGACUUCGAUCGAAAGCAGCAGAGUCGGCUAACAGAAGUGGCGUUUCGGUAUCAGACAUCAAUGUAUACGACAUGGCCAAAGGAGAUGUGGAAUUUGCGCGCGAUUUUCUAACCUCGGCCCCAUCGCUUAAUAACGGCUCGUUCUCCCCCGUAUCAAUUGCAACAAGUGCUUUCAGCCCGGAACCAGCUGUCGGUGCAGGCUCGAACAUAGAAAUAGAAAUCGAGCCUGUAUCUGAAUCUCCAGAUUCUGGUAUCGGUAGUGCUAAUACUACCAUACUGGACAAGGACGGAUUGCCCAUUGUGCCAAUAGAAAUCGAUGGUUGGAAGAGCAGUGAGGAUGAUGACGAUGGGCCCACCGUCCAGAGCGUUUCGCAACACAUUGAAAUUGGAAACGAUAGCGAGUACAAAGCCGAUAAUAUGCUUGUGGUUCCCGAGAAACGAGAGGGCAGCUUCGAAUACAAGGGCAUUAAGGUAAAGCUUCCGGAAACGGCUCACAAGGAUAUUGGCACUUAUCGUUUCCGGCGCGACCCAGAGGACUUGGAGACUGUUGCGGAUGAUAUGCGUUUGGUAAAAUUUGAUAAGAAAUAAUCCCCAUGCUUUCAAGGGCCACCUGUAAUUUAAGUCGCUCAAAAGAUGUGCUCAGAAUGAUUAUGUCCUUGGGAUACUCAAAUUGUAUGGAAGGCGAAAAUAAUGUAUUUCCUAAU